AAAUUGUCGACGAAAGAGUGAUGGAGAUUAUCGCGAGGACACGAUCGACGACGGAUCAGAGUCCGCGGCGAAUGCGCCGCAUAUCGAGCGUAGCGCGGAUCGCGCACGAUUACGUGAAUCACGGCAAUGUACGGCGUACGGCAAUGAAAGCACGGCUGGGACAGCUGGGAAUUACGAACACAAAAGAUAGCCGCCGCCUAUGGUCGAUGGAAAAACUCCAGGCACCGGGAGCCGUGAGUGGUCAAACUGGGCGCUCCCCUUCGCAACUCUUCGCUGAAUGGCCAAUGACCUGCUGGAAUCGCCGAUUGGACGCGUGGGACGAGCCUGCGCGUUUGGACCGACGACGGCGGAUGUGCCGCGGCGGCUCUGUUGUUCUCCGCUAGGUCGAUGGCGCGGUAACGUGGUUGACUUCCUUUCGUACG
This is a messenger RNA of Temnothorax curvispinosus, 422 nucleotides long. RefSeq lists its product as uncharacterized. Lineage: Eukaryota; Metazoa; Arthropoda; Insecta; Hymenoptera; Formicidae. The transcript has 2 exons. The record is from RefSeq and is a predicted model, not a curated record. Bases 21 to 383 code for a protein of 120 amino acids.